Messenger RNA from Aspergillus lentulus, 363 nucleotides. RefSeq lists its product as uncharacterized. NCBI's taxonomy places the organism in Eukaryota, Fungi, Ascomycota, Eurotiomycetes, Eurotiales, Aspergillaceae. The record is from RefSeq and is a predicted model, not a curated record.
AUGAAGAUCGCAGCUCUCGCCGCCACUUUCGCCCUGGCCCUCGUCCCCAGCGUGUCCGCCUGGCGCGUGUACUUUUACCAGCUGAAGGAGGAAGAGGGCCCAUCUAUCACCAAUGCUGGGCCUGGAAAUCCCGGGUUCAAGUGCCAUUCCAACGUCGACCCUCUCAACCAGAAGAUUUCCUCGAUGAGGUACUACUCGGACAAUCCGGAGGGCACCACCCGCUGCUGUCUUAGGGUAUACGACAGCCCCGGCUGCAAAGGCGACUUUGGCUAUUCGUUCUGUCGCAACCAGUUCCUCAACUUCGACGACAUUGGUCACGACAACGAUGUGAGCUCCUACUCGACCGACUGCUUCAGAAUCUGA